Clupea harengus (Atlantic herring) is the source of this 2616-nucleotide messenger RNA. RefSeq names its product protein asteroid homolog 1-like. The transcript is spliced from 6 exons. The record is from RefSeq and is a predicted model, not a curated record. The coding region runs from base 889 to 2616 and encodes 575 amino acids. Lineage: Eukaryota; Metazoa; Chordata; Actinopteri; Clupeiformes; Clupeidae.
AUGGGUGGAGAAGAGGAAUCGGUUUACCCGUGACACGAGAAGGGGUAGAGAUAUUAGGAGGAAUCUGUUCAAAAUCUAACAGUUUGGAGAUGAAGUUGGGAGAGCCAUAGGAAAAAUAUCAAUGGCACAAAUACUAUGAAUGAAUCAAUCAAUAAAUCAACAUCAUAUGAGCAUACACCACAGUGUCCAUGAAAAAUAGCGAUUUAAUUAUGUACAUAAACCAGCAAACAGCGCACCAGGAGGACAACUCAAGAAGAGGAGCAGAAUAACAGACAAGAAAAAACCUAUAGUGGACUACUGGCCAUUUCUCUUCCUCUUCUGAUAAGCUUGGUGAGUGAUUCGUUUCAAGACUAAAGUCGAAAUGUCGAGAAUAAAGUUAAGAUACCAUUUCAAUGUUGAGAAUAAAGACACGAUGUUGGCUAGGUUGAGGACUUUAUGGUAGGCUGGUAGAGUCAAGAAUAAGCAUAAAGGGACAUAAAUGGUGGACUACAGUACAAGGAUAUUGUUACUAGUUCCAGUGUUUGAAUUUGUGUGAGGCCUGUAUAAAGUCAUUAUUAUCAGAUAGUAAGUCAUAAUUAUGAGACACUAAGAGAGAUUUUUUCCAGUGGCAGAGAUGGGCUUCCAUACAAUACAAUGCGAUAUAUAUUAGACAGAAUAGAUCAAACUUAAAGAUCAUUAAAUAAAAUAGCUAAUAUGGUGGAUUAUGGGUCAUAGUGAGAUCAUACUGUUUCUGAUAUGUAGCGUAGUCAUGAGUUUUAGCUUAGAUAUAUAAGAUGAUGAACAGGGACAAGAGGGUGGAAAUGAAGGAAAGAGAAUGAGUUAUAAAUUAAUGUUCUCCUUUUUUUUUUAUUUCUGGCAGUGUUGCUGACAACCUGGAAGACAGACAUCAUGGGAGUCAGAGGAUUAAAGUCUUACAUUGAGGGAAAUAGUCUGUUUUUAAAAGACUGCUAUUUUGAAGGUAGCGAGUUAGUUAUAGAUGGUUGUAAUCUGUGUAAUAUUCUUUACGAUGGAUCAAAAUAUGAUCUGAAGCAUGGUGGAGAUUAUUAUGCUUUUGAGAUUUUGAUCAAAGACUUUUUUAAGGCUUUGAAGAACUGCAACAUUAAGCCCUAUGUUAUCCUUGAUGGAGGAAGUGACCACACUGACAAAAAACUGGAAACCCUCAAGCAACGUGCCCGAGACCGUAUUCAAAUUGGUAAAGAUUUAUCUUUAGGGCAGAUAUGUUCCAGUGGCGGCAUUAAGCCAGUACUCUUGGAAAGUGUUUUCAAACAGAUCCUCAUUCAUCUGAAGAUACCAUUUGUUCAGUGCAUGGAAGAGGCUGACUGGGAAAUCGCUGCUUUGGCAAAUCAGUGGAAUUGUCCAGUUCUGUCUGAUGACAGUGACUUCUUUAUCUUUGACCUGAAAGCAGGAGUUUUACCCAUUACACAUUUCCAGUGGGACAAAGGUCUCACCCAGAAAACCAUCCCAGCCAAAAUAUUUUCAGUCUCAGACUUCUUUAAGUGUUUCAACAACAUGAACAAGCAGCUUCUCCCUGUCUUUGCUGCCUUAGCAGGGAAUGACUAUGUAAACAUACACACUAAGAUUGGAUCUUUCCGCUGGGAGAAAUUCUCCAGCCGCAGUGCUCCUUUCUCCAGAUCCCAUGCACGUCUCGAUGGUAUCCUCCAUUGGUUGUCUGGCCUCCCAAAUACAGAGAUAGCUAUUGGAGCUGUGCUUGGUUUGCUCAGAGAUCAGAUGGACAGAGAUCCAGUCCGGGAGGCUCUCACAGCGUGCCAGAAUGAAUAUCAACUGACAGAAGGCAACCUUGCCCAGUUCUUCUUGAAUGGUGUCGCCCCCAGCAGGCUACCAAUGGAACUGCAGGUUCUCCCUGGCUGGAUCCGCAUGCCAUUGUCUGAGGGAAAAAUUAGCUCGGUCGUCAUUGAUGCCCUGGUUUUGCAGAGAGUACGAUUAAGCUCUCAAGUUGAGAAUUUUGACCUCCCCAGCAGCAAUGCGAUCUCAAGGCCUAUUCGCCAGGUGCUUUAUGGCCUGCUGUUGUCUGGACAGAAGCAGAGGGAUGAUAGGAAGCCCAGCGUGGCUCGUGUGGACCCAGGAGAGUGCUAUGUGGAAGAAUAUGACAGGGAGGGCUUGAGUCUGAGCUCUUUCUGGGUAAAGGCUGCCUGUCCUGCUAGUGGGAAGAAUCUGCAUCUGGACACACUGAACGAGGAACCACGAGAACCACGACUGCAAGUUCUCUGUGACACACUCGGUGUGCCCAGUACCAUUUCAACAUCCAUUGCAGGCAAAUUCCAGCUACCUGUCUACGUCACAUGCUAUUGGCUGAGUGUAGCCGACCCACAGCCACAUAUAGAGCACCUGUGGUCUCUGCUGCUGGGAUUUGUGUUUGGGGAGCUGAGUGGCCGAUACAAGGGCCAGGAAGAGUCAAGACGAAGGACAAGGUCUGAGUCUUUUGACCGCCCAAAUAUGUCAGAUAUAAAUCCCUCAAGACAAGGUGAAAGCAUGGACUCUAUGGAGUUACCGACUGGCAGCCCUUCAGAUGGUAACAUUCAGGUCCACGCAUGGUAUAGCGCUGGUGUGGAAAAGAUUGAACCAUCUCCGGCUUUACCCUACGACUGGAGGCCCUGA